Messenger RNA from Poecilia latipinna (sailfin molly), 1357 nucleotides. RefSeq names its product galactose-specific lectin nattectin-like. NCBI's taxonomy places the organism in Eukaryota, Metazoa, Chordata, Actinopteri, Cyprinodontiformes, Poeciliidae. The record is from RefSeq and is a predicted model, not a curated record. Bases 543 to 1034 code for a protein of 163 amino acids. The transcript has 7 exons.
CAUGACAGAUCCCACUUCUGACACCAAGAAUGUGGUGGAAAUUCCUUAUCCAACAGGUAGAGAAACUACUCAAGGACUGAGAAAGUUGCAACUUUGUCUUUCAAGUGUUUUAUUUGAAGGCAGUCAGUUUAAAGACUGAAUCCAACAGAGCCAGGGAAAGCAGAGCGACAUCUCCCAGAUACGUCCUUUUUUUAAUCCACGUCUGUUAUCAGAGAGCACAUUCCAUACAAGAACACUGUUCUGGACAGAGAAGCAGAAGUGGCAACAUCAGCCGGUUUGGUCCGGUUCUAAUCAGUUCUUGUGGUACGUAACUCUUCACGCCACCAGGAAAACGUCCUUGGCCGAAUCCUGGAAGAUUCUGCAACAACUUGAACACGUUGUAAAAAAGUGACAAAACGAGAACAGACAGUGACUUACUCAAAAAUGUCCACUUCUCAGACAAACAAAGUGAAGGUAUAUAAAGUCUGUGUUUCCAUCUCUGAGACAUCCUGUGACCAGAAACUGCUGCUGGAACAGACUCUUCAACUAAUCAUCAAAACAAGAUGGCUGCUGGUCUCGUCUUCACUCUGCUUCUUGGUCUGAGCUUUGGACUCUGGGAUGGAGCUGAUGCGGUUCAACUGAGAGUUGCCAACUGUGAUAAGUGCACCCCUGGUUGGACUUGGUACGGCGGUCAAUGUUUCCUGUUUAUGAAAGUUAAAAAGUCCUGGUCUGAAGCAGAGAAAUUUUGCCUCUCAUUGGAUGGACAUCUGGCCUCAAUACGCAGUACAAAUGAGUACAACUUCAUCAGACAGCUUGUCUAUGAAGCAACUGGAAAACACACACAAACUUGGGUUGGAGGUCAUGAUUCACCAGAGGAAGGCUUCUGGUUUUGGAGUGACGGUUCCAAGUUUUUGUUUCAUCACUGGGGCCCUGGUGAGCCAAACAACGGCAGGGGAAACGAAGACUGCAUGGACAUCAACUAUAAUGGACAAGAUCAUGUGAAUGAUAAUCUCUGUAGCCUGAAGUUCUACUUCAUCUGUGCCAGACCUCUGUAACCUUCUCAUGACUUUUAAACGCCCAUAUGGGUUUCCUGCUGGUGAUGUCACUUCCCCCUGGAUGUUAAGCCUCGAUGACAUCACUGCUGGAAGAACCUGAUUUCACUUCAUUUGAUCACUUUAAUAAACAUUUAUUUCACUGAAAACUGAUUGAUUUUAUUCUUUUAUUUAAAAUAUGUCAACAUUGCCUUUAAGCAGCAGCUUCUAAACUAAUUGGUAAUGGUUCUAAAUCUCAGCUAUAACUUCAUGCUGAAAAUCAUCAGGAUAUCAGUGCAUCAGUAAAGUAAUAAAAAUCUAUGAAGUAUGAACAGUUUUCACAAACU